Molecule: messenger RNA, 2928 nt
Organism: Oikopleura dioica
Lineage: Eukaryota; Metazoa; Chordata; Appendicularia; Copelata; Oikopleuridae
Source: the annotation of a GenBank genome assembly
AUGAGACUUUUCUCGUCUUGGUUUUUUAUAGAGACUUGCAAAGCUUUUGAUGUGACAUAUUUAUGUAAUAAAGAGAUAUUUAUAAAGACAGACUCGGAAAAAUACCUAAAUGGCGAUCUCGGCGGGACGCGUCCGCGACUGAUUGAUCAAAAUGUCGGCCCAGGAUUCAAAUGGUAUGUCAACUGCAAGACUGACAAACAAGGCAGCACCACAAAGUUUAUAUUCACGUCAGAAAAUAAUAGAAAUCUGCGUUGGAAGAACUAUGGUGGCGUCGAGUUGAAAUCUGAAGACCAUAUUUCAAAAAAUUCUUACUGGAAAAUCAUCGAAGACGACGCCGGAGCUGAUUCCGGUCUUUACGUUAUCUCUUCUGCCCAGAAAACCAAAUCAACGAGUCUUCACUGUAUGACAGAGUGGAUCGCCGGAGGAAUACUUACGACAGCACCUUGCAAAUAUAACAGAGGAACUGGGUUCAAAUUCGAGAUGAUGAAUACUGAAGAUGCAUAUUUAGGGCUACAAAGAUUUGAUGAUCUCUUAUCGGAGUGGUCGAGCUGGGGCACAUGUCAUGAAGGAAUAUGCAAUCAAAGCCGUAGACGAGAGUGCAAAAACGACGCCAACUGCGUUGAACCACUCAUUGAGUAUCAAACUUGUCCUUUGGUCGAAACCAUUAAAAACCACGAUUGGAACAGUUGGUCGUCGUGCAAAGAAAAUGGCAAACGAACUCGAAGUCGGCACGUAUCUUCAAAAUGCGACAUGUAUUUCCUUGACAAACAUCCCAACUAUCACAUAAGCGAGCAGACUUCAGAAUCGGCUGAUUGUACUGCUUGUACUCCACCUGAAUGGUCUGACUGGCAGAGAGACGAUUCGGGAUGCAAACUUAUAAGACAGUGCAUUGUUUUGGAGAACCAGGAUCCUUCGUGUAACAGAGAGUGCGUGGGGAAGGCGGAAAAAGAAGUUGCAUGUUCAUCAGCGACAAUUUGCAAUAAAGUCGUCCAGCUGACUAAUCACCGUAGAAGGGCCCUUACAUUAAAAAGAAACAAGAAUGAGAACGAUAGUAAAGUCACAUAUCGUUCCAUAUCGCACAACAUCGAACCCUCGGAUGACUCUCUGUGGACCAUUUGCUGCAACCCAGAGGAUGGAGAAAACGUAGCCGUUCUGUACAAUGAGCCUUACAAUCUCAAACUUAUCAAGGAUCACGAAUCGGAUCGCCUUAUUGGUUCGCAUUGCCGCGAGAGUAGCCCUUGCGUUGGUAGAGAUUUAUGGAAAAUUCAUGAUUUUCCGAGUAAAUCUGAAGCAAGAAUCGAGUAUGAAGCUAAGCACAGAAGAUUCAUUGAUGGAUUUUCUUAUCCACAAUUGAUGAAAGUUCCUCGGUCAGCCAGUUCACGCGAAAAUGUGAAAAAGCGAACUACUUUGGGAGUAAAUAUCAUUAGAGAUGCAAACUGCCAUGCUUUCAAAUCGACUCGAUGUGAGUCAGAUUGGACGGAAUGGGAUGCUUGUGACGCUGUUUGUGGAAAUGGAUUCAGACAGAGAAGAAGGUUCUGCUACGGAAUGCUUGAGGAAGACAACGAGCCCUGUAUUGCAUUAGAUAAUUAUGGGGACGAGAUAUUAUGCGAGGACUGUGUUUGGUCUGAUUGGACGGAAUGUUCUGCUUCAAGUUGUGGCGGAGAAAGUCAGCGUAUUCAAACGUGCACUGGCAAUAGAAUAAAUGAUGUGGAAACAAAGCCUUGCAAUCAACAAGCGUACACUGUAUGGAGUGAUUGGAGGCAAACGACCGAUUGCGAUGAGAGCUGUGAGGCAGUAGAGGAGCGAGAUUGUAUCAUUAUCUGUGGCAUUCUGGACGGAGAAUGCGAAGGCGAGCGAAAACGAAAUAUAACUUGUUCCGAGGACGAAUGCACCAAUGAAACGAUUGCAUUCGCACCAAAGCCACAAGAUUUUGGACUUUUCAACUUCUUAUUGAAAUUGGCCUACGACAACGACUACAACUACGACUACAACUACGACAAGUACAACAUCUACUACAACAUCUACUUCAACUACCUCGACAACUACAACCACCACCACAACCACAACAACUACGACAUCGACGACCUCAACGACAACUACAACAUCGACUACAUCAACAUCAAGUACUACAACGACCACAACGACAACAUCAACAACGAGUACCACAACAACAACAUCUACAACAACUACGACUACUUCUACCAGCACUACUUCCACUUCCACAACAUCAACAACAACAACUACCUCGACAACGACGACAACAAAGGACCGUCAAUGAAAGAUCUUUGUGGCACUGACAUUAUGCUUUAUUCAAUCAAAGAAACAGCUUUUCUAGGUAUGCAAAAUGGUAUAACAGACAUGGUUGACACAAUGCGUUUCUACGACGAUAUUGACUCCACUCUUACCCUCACUUGUUUUGACACGCCAGAAUCAUCUGAUUUCCAAAAUGUUCGGUUAAAGUUCACAACUAAUUCGGGCGAAUUUUACAUGGGAUACAGUGAUGAUUACAAAAAGCAUCUUACAAUGUAUGGGAUGGAAGGAUUCGGUCCCCGAGAAGAAGAGUUGACGAUGUUCGAAAUGUUGAUCGAAGACGUUGGGGAUAUUCCAUGGACGCGAAUUCUCGUCCCUGGUGGUAAUUUUUACUUGUCAGCAAGAGGGUCCAUCAGAGUUGUUCCGAUGACCCGCAAAGAUACUGCCGCAGAGUGGCUGGCGAUUCCGCCGAUUCCUAAAUGUGCCUUUUCAAGUUGGACAGAAUGGGGCGAAUGCAGCGCAACUUGUGGUCAAUCCUCCCGUUCACGAGAGAGAGUGCCGGUUGGUGACUUCGCAAGCUGGAAACUCACGAAUACUUUUUACAAAAUUCAUACAAGCGAACCAUGUGAAACGGAACUUUGUCCUAUCGAAACUUUUGAUUAUUAUUAUCUUUACUAA